Messenger RNA from Neofelis nebulosa (Clouded leopard), 5172 nucleotides. RefSeq names its product nuclear receptor subfamily 3 group C member 1 (gene NR3C1). The record is from RefSeq and is a predicted model, not a curated record. Bases 498 to 2846 code for a protein of 782 amino acids. The transcript is spliced from 9 exons. Gene Ontology annotation, biological process: nuclear receptor-mediated glucocorticoid signaling pathway; regulation of DNA-templated transcription. Lineage: Eukaryota; Metazoa; Chordata; Mammalia; Carnivora; Felidae. Gene Ontology annotation, cellular component: nucleus. Gene Ontology annotation, molecular function: sequence-specific DNA binding; zinc ion binding; steroid binding.
UGCACUUUUUUUCUCCCCCAGGAGAGGGUUUGUUCUUCAUUGCUUGGCAUCAUUGCGCGCCUGACGCUUCUAAGUGGCCCCUUUUAAAAAAGACCUUCCCUAGCCGGAAUCCUUCUGUGGUCAAGCGCUAGUUUGACGUUUGGGGCUGCAGGCUUGGUAACUGCCUCCUUGUAAUACCACUUAAGACCCCUUGCCACGGUUCAUUAAGGCCGGUGAAUGUGACAGUUACUUGCAAUUUAAACUGGGGGAUAAAGUGGUUUGAGGGAUUGUUUCGUUUUUUUUGAAGUAUUGUUUUGGUUUCGAGUUGGAAGGCAGCUGUCAAAGCCGCGUGGAAAUUCAUUAGGCUCCAUUUGAUACCUUGUGUUUACAGAUCCUUAUCCGAGAAACACGGCGGAGGGGCGGGGAGAUGAGCAGUUUACCCUCAAGAUGUGUAGGGGCAGGUCCCCAGCCCCGUCUCCACCUUCAUCACACUGCACUUCCCCUGGUGAUAUUCUCUGAUGGACUCCAAGGAAUCAUUAAGCCCCCCCAGUAAAGAAGAAAUCUCUAGCAGUGUGCUUGGUCGGGAGAGGGGAAAUGUGAUGGACUUCUAUAAAACCCUAAGGGGAGGAGCUUCUGUGAAGGUUUCUGCAUCUUCACCGUCACUGGCUGCUGUUGCUCAGUCAGACUCCAAGCAGCAAAGACUUUUGGUGGAUUUUCCAAAAGGCUCAGGAAGCAAUGCGCAGCAGCCGGAUCUGUCCAAGGCAGUUUCGCUCUCAAUGGGACUGUAUAUGGGAGAGACAGAAACAAAAGUAAUGGGAAAUGAGCUGGGAUUCCCACAGCAGGGCCAAAUCAGCCUUUCCUCUGGGGAAACAGACUUUCAGCUUCUGGAAGAAAGCAUCGCAAACCUCAAUAGGUCGACCAGUGUUCCCAAGAACCCCAAGAGCUCAGCAACCGUUGCUGUUGCUGCUGCCCCCACAGAGAAGGAGUUUCCAAAAACACUCUCUGAUGUCUCUUCAGAACAGCAAAAUUUGAAGGGCCAGACUGGCACCAACGGGGGCAAUGUGAAGUUGUAUACCACAGACCAAAGCACCUUUGACAUUUGGAGGAAAAAACUCCAGGAUUUGGAAUUUUCUUCUGGGUCCCCAGAUAAAGAGACAAGUGAGAGUCCUUGGAGAUCAGACCUCUUGAUAGAUGAAAACUGUUUGCUUUCUCCUUUGGCAGGAGAGGAUGAUCCAUUCCUUUUGGAAGGAAACUCGAAUGAGGACUGUAAGCCUCUUGUUUUACCGGACACUAAACCUAAAAUUAAGGAUAAUGGAGAUCUGAUCGUAUCAAGCCCCAACAGUGUGUCACUGCCCCAAGUGAAAACAGAAAAAGAAGAUUUCAUUGAACUCUGCACCCCUGGGGUAAUUAAGCAGGAGAAACUGGGCCCAGUUUAUUGUCAGGCAAGCUUUUCUGGGGCAAAUAUAAUUGGUAAUAAAAUGUCUGCCAUUUCUGUUCAUGGCGUGAGUACCUCUGGGGGCCAGAUGUACCACUAUGACAUGAAUACAGCAUCCCUUUCGCAACAACAGGAUCAGAAGCCUGUUUUCAAUGUCAUUCCACCAAUUCCUGUUGGUUCAGAAAAUUGGAAUAGGUGUCAAGCAUCUGGAGAUGACAACUUGGCUUCCUUGGGGACUUUGAACUUCCCUGGCCGAUCGGUGUUUUCUAAUGGCUAUUCAAGCCCUGGAAUGAGACCAGAUGUAAGCUCUCCUCCAUCCAGCUCUGCAGCGGCAACGGGACCACCUCCCAAACUCUGCCUUGUGUGCUCUGAUGAAGCUUCGGGGUGUCACUACGGGGUCUUGACUUGUGGAAGCUGUAAAGUAUUCUUCAAAAGAGCAGUGGAAGGUAGACAGCACAAUUAUCUUUGUGCUGGAAGAAAUGAUUGUAUCAUUGAUAAGAUUCGAAGAAAAAACUGUCCAGCAUGCCGCUAUCGAAAAUGUCUCCAGGCUGGAAUGAACCUGGAAGCUCGAAAAACAAAGAAAAAGAUAAAAGGAAUUCAGCAGGCCACCCCAGGAGUGUCCCAAGAAACUUCUGAAAACCCUGCUAACAAAACGGUAGUUCCUGCAACAUUACCACAGCUCACCCCUACCCUGGUGUCCCUGCUGGAGGUCAUCGAACCUGAGGUGUUAUACGCAGGGUAUGAUAGCUCGAUGCCAGAUUCGACUUGGCGGAUCAUGACCACACUCAACAUGUUAGGCGGGAGGCAAGUGAUUGCAGCAGUGAAAUGGGCCAAGGCGAUACCAGGAUUCAGGAACUUACACCUGGAUGACCAAAUGACCCUACUGCAAUAUUCAUGGAUGUUCCUCAUGGCAUUUGCCCUGGGGUGGAGAUCAUAUAGACAAUCAAGUGCGAACAUGCUGUGUUUUGCUCCUGAUCUGGUUAUUAAUGAGCAUAGAAUGACUCUACCCUGCAUGUAUGAACAAUGUAAACAUAUGCUGUUUGUUUCCUCUGAGUUACACAGGCUUCAGGUAUCUUAUGAAGAGUAUCUCUGUAUGAAAACCUUACUGCUUCUCUCUUCAGUUCCUAAGGAAGGUUUGAAGAGCCAAGAGCUAUUUGAUGAAAUUAGAAUGACCUACAUCAAAGAGCUAGGAAAAGCCAUUGUCAAGAGGGAAGGAAACUCCAGUCAGAACUGGCAGCGGUUUUAUCAACUGACAAAACUCUUGGACUCCAUGCAUGAUGUGGUUGAAAAUCUCCUUAACUUUUGCUUCCAAACAUUUUUGAAUAAGACCAUGAGUAUUGAAUUCCCAGAGAUGUUAGCUGAAAUCAUCACCAAUCAGAUACCAAAAUUUUCAAGUGGAAAUAUCAAAAAACUUCUGUUUCAUCAAAAGUGACUGCCUUAAUAAGAAAGGUUGCCUUAAAGAAAGUUGAAUUUAUAGCUUUUGUUGUACAAACCAUCAAUUUGUCCUGUAGCAGUUUUGCUGUUUUAUUUUUUCUCUUUUGUUUUCGUCUGGUCCUUGGUUUUGUUCUGUUUUGUUUUAAAUACGCACUACAUGUGGUUUAUAGAGGGGCCAAGACUUGGCAACAGAGGCCCUUGGCCAUCACUGUUCAGUGGUGGGCCAAGUAGAGAGUGAUGGUUGGUGGGUCCCGGGAAUCAGCAGCGGUCGCAGUGGGGGAGCCCCCACCUGCCAGAGAAGACGGCGCCUAAACCGCCAGUGCCCGAAGUCUGCGUGACAAACUUUCUGCUCAUACUUUUCACAGUUGGCUGGACAAAAUUUCCUAGACUUUUUGUUGGUGUAUUUUCCCCUGUAUAGUUAGGAUAGCAUUUUUUGAUUUAUGCAUGGAAACCUGAAAAAAAGUUUACAAGUGUCUAUCAGAAAAGGGAAGCUGUGCCUUUUAUAGCUAUUACUGUCUGGUUUUAACAAUUUCCUUUCUAUCCAGUGAACUACGCUUGCUCAUUUUUUCUUACGUAAUUUUUGUAUUCAAGUUAUUGUACAGCUGUUUAAGAUGGGCAGCUAGUUCAUAGCUUUCCAAAAUAAACUCUAAACAUUAAUCAUCUGUGUGAAAAUGGGUUGGUGCUUCUAACCUGAUGGCACUUAGCUAUCAGAAGACCACAAAAAUUGACUCCUAUCUCCAGUAUUGUCGUCAAAAAAAAGCUCAUAUUUUGUAUAUAUCUGCUUCAGUGGAGAAUUAUAUGUAGGUUGUGCAAAUUAACCGUCCUAACUGGCGUAGAGCACCUAGUCCAGUGACCUCCAUAAACCGUGGAUGAUGGUUGCAAAAGACAAAUUAAAAACAAACAAACACGAAAACUACCAAGAGGCCCUGUUUGUACUUGAUGGCCUGUGUCUGCAAUGGUUAGAUGGCAAGAAAGUCGGUAAACUGUCUUUCAGGACCUUUCGUUGUGGUUUGUAUACCUUCUUAAAAGUGAUGAUUCCAAAUAACCAGCUGAGACACAACUGAGAGAUUGGAAUCAGACCAAGUAUUUCCUGUCACUAAACUUCACCCCCAAAAUAAAUCUCCAACGUGGAAAAAGUAGCCAGACACCCAUUUUCACAUUCCCGUCCGUCACCAAUUGGUCUACCUUUCCUGGCGGUACAGGAAAGUUCAGCUAAUGACUUUUGUGAUUUAGAACUGUCUGUCAGACUUCCAUGUUCUUGCAACUCCACAUGCCUCACAUCCCUCCGUGUGCCAUAGAGUUUAACACAAGUCUUGUGAACUUCUCCUCCUCGCUGUUGAGAAAGAUCAUUUUAAACAAAGUAGGAGCUGUAGUAGCCCUUUCUGUGUGCACCUUACCAACUUUCUGUAAACUCAACUUCUAUUUACUAAGCCACAAGAAAGCUGAUUUCUAUUCAAAGUGGCCAAAUUAUUUGUGUAAUAGAAAACUGAAAAUCUAAUAUUAAACAUACGAAACUUCUAAUAUAUUUUUAUAUUUAGUUAUAGUUUCAGAUAUAUAUCAUAUUGGUAUUCACUAAUCUGGGAAGGGAAGGGCUACUGCAGCUUUACAUGCAAUUUAUUAAAAUGAUUGUAAAAUAGCUUGUAUAGUGUAAAAUAAGAACGAUUUUUAGAUGAGAUUGUUUUAUCACGACAUGCUAUAUAUUUUUUGUAGGGGUCAAAGAAAUGUCGACGGAUAACCUAUAUGAUUUCUAGUGUGGGUGAGCAUUCAUACAGGCAGCAGUGGUCUCAGAAACCAAACAGGUUUGCUCUAGGGGAAGAGGGGGAUGGAAACCGGCCCUGUGUGCGGGAGAGGCGGCUGAGGCUCCGUCCCAUUCGGAUCCUCUGCCUCCUGCAACCACCGCCCUUCUCAUUCCAGCAGGGAGCCUGUCGGUCAGUGCCGGUUCGGUUUGCCGAGUCUCCCCUGGCCCCUGGCGGGCAGGUGUGCGAGCGAGCAAAUGGGACAGAAAGGUGGUGCCCGCGCUAGUCCGAGCACCACGUGAUCGCACGGUUCCUUUCCCAGACAGCCUCUCCAGCGGUGUCAUCAACACAGAGGCCUCAGAAGUUUGGCAAUAAUAUGCGUAGAGGUACCAGCAAUAUGUAAAUAGUGCAGAAUCUCCUAGGUUGCCAAAUAAUACACUAAUUCCUUUCUAUCCUACAAGAGUUCAUUUCCAAACAGAAUGAGUACACGUCUGUGUUUUCUUUGAAUGCUUUUUUGAAUGUUACUUGUUAUUUUUCAGUAUUUGGAGAAAUUAUUUAAUAAACAAGUGUAAUCAUUUGCUUUUUGAA